Messenger RNA from Aspergillus nomiae NRRL 13137, 2764 nucleotides. RefSeq names its product chitin synthase class I (gene chsA). The transcript is spliced from 7 exons. NCBI's taxonomy places the organism in Eukaryota, Fungi, Ascomycota, Eurotiomycetes, Eurotiales, Aspergillaceae. The coding region runs from base 1 to 2718 and encodes 905 amino acids. Gene Ontology annotation, molecular function: chitin synthase activity. The record is from RefSeq and is a predicted model, not a curated record. Gene Ontology annotation, cellular component: cell septum; cell periphery.
AUGUCGUACAAUCGCUUGGGAGAGUCAUACGGGGAAGACGACCAUAGUCACUCUCCCAUGAUGAACCCCCAUCAGAUGAACAAUCGGUCCCCGUCACCGGGUCGGCCAUUGAAUGCCUACCAGCUCUCAGAUGUUUCGUACGGGCCACAGGAGCGUCUUCAUAUGCCUUCGAGUGAUUUGCUGGCUGAGCAACCAACGUAUUCAGUGGAGAGAUUGCCAAACUCUUACGGUCAUAACGAAGCCUACGAACAGCGCCACCCGCAACAGGCCUACCCCGGAUAUGAGUAUUCGGUGGAUCCCGAGGCCCAUCACGACGCCUACUAUACGCAACCUUACCAACCUACAGCCACGCCACAUGAUGAUUAUGACUUAGGACAAUACCCCGAACACCAGCACCAGCACUCUUAUAGUGAUGAUCGCAUUCCCAUGCUACAACAAGAUAAUCCAUUCGGACCUGAUCCCUACAGUGAUGAAUACCAGGUGGAAGAGCCUACUGACGGCCACACCCCAGCCCGGCACCCCUCCGACGAUGGAAGACAGUCAAAGAAGUGCAACUGUUCAAUGGUUCCCCACGCUGAGCCUCCGGGCCGUGACGAGUUCACGCAUAUGCGUUAUUCCGCCGCAACAUGCGACCCCAACGACUUCUUUGAGGAGCGCUUCACCUUGCGCCAGAAACUGUUCGCUAAGCCCCGGCAUACCGAAUUGUUCAUUGUGGUAACGAUGUACAACGAAGAUGACUUCCUUUUCGCACGGACAUUGAUUGGUGUAUUCAAGAACAUUGAGCAUAUGUGCUCGAGGACGCAUAGCAAGACAUGGGGCAAGGACGCAUGGAAGAAGAUCGUGGUUUGUGUGAUUAGCGAUGGUCGUGCCAAAAUCAACCCACGAACCCGUGCAGUGUUAGCCGCCCUCGGAGUCUACCAAGACGGAAUUGCCAAGCAACAAGUCAACGGCAAAGAUGUGACAGCACACAUCUACGAAUACACCACUCAAAUAGCUCUCGAGCUGAAGGGAACCCAAGUUCAAAUCAAAGGACGCUCAGCAGUUCCCGUGCAGAUGAUUUUCUGUCUGAAGGAAAAGAACCAGAAGAAGAUCAACUCCCACCGCUGGUUCUUCCAGGCAUUUGGCCGAGUUUUAGACCCCAAUAUUUGCGUCCUUCUUGAUGCUGGAACGAAACCUGGAAAGGACUCCAUCUAUCGUCUCUGGAAGGCAUUCGAUGUCGAGCCGAUGUGUGGAGGGGCUUGUGGUGAAAUCAAAGCCAUGCUGUCGCAUGGAAAGAAACUGCUCAAUCCCCUGGUUGCCGGUCAGAAUUUCGAGUACAAACUGAGCAAUAUCCUCGACAAACCCAUGGAAUCCGCGUUUGGAUUCAUUAGUGUGCUUCCUGGUGCAUUUUCGGCGUACCGAUAUGUCGCAUUGCAGAAUGAUAAGAACGGCCAAGGUCCAUUGGAGCGGUAUUUCCUGGGUGAAAAGAUGCAUGGUGCCAAUGCCGGUAUUUUCGCCGCCAAUAUGUACCUGGCUGAGGAUCGUAUUCUGUGUUUCGAAAUUGUCACCAAGCGUAAUUGUCGCUGGCUCCUGCAUUAUGUGAAGUCUUCUUCUGGCGAGACUGAUGUUCCGGAUCGGAUGGCCGAGUUCAUUCUUCAGCGCCGUCGGUGGCUGAACGGCAGUUUCUUCGCCGCGGUGUAUGCGAUCGCCCAUUUCUAUCAGAUCUGGAGAAGCGACCAUUCGGCUAUUCGGAAAUUCAUGUUACUCAUCGAGUUUAUCUAUCAGACCAUCAACAUGCUGUUCGCUUGGUUUGGCAUCGGUAACUUCUUCUUGGUUUUCCACAUUCUCACGACAUAUCUCGGUCAGAAGGAUCUCCUCGGCACCACUGGUAGAGUGCUUGGGGUGGUUUUCGAAUGGCUGUAUCUUGCAACACUGGUAACGUGCUUCGUCUUGGCCUUGGGUAAUCGGCCGGGUGGGUCCAACAAAUUCUACAUGACCAUGGUCUAUUUCUGGAUUGGCAUCAUGAUUUACCUGGCAUUUGCUUGCAUUUUCGUCACGGUGAGAUCGAUCCAAACGGAGGUGCAGCAGAAUGACUUUACCUUCACGGAUCUCUUCACCAACUCCACGUUCUUCACGAUCAUUGUGUCCUUGGGCUCCACGUAUGUCAUGUGGUUUGUGGCAUCGAUCAUCUUCUUUGAUCCCUGGCAUAUGUUCACCUGCUUCAUCCAAUAUAUCUUGCUCACUCCGACGUAUAUCAACGUGUUGAACAUCUACGCGUUUUGCAAUACUCACGAUAUCACAUGGGGUACAAAGGGUGACGACAAGGCGGAAAAGCUGCCCUCCGCGAACCUGAAGCCGGGCGGCAAGGUGGACGUCGACAUUCCGCAAGAUGAUGGCGAUCUGAAUGCCCAGUACGACUCAGAGUUGGCCAAGUUUGCUGAGAAGCCACCCAAGGAAGUACAGGUUGUCUCGGAAGAAGAACGGCAGGCCGAUUACUACAAGGGAUUCCGAAGUGCGGUCGUGCUGGCAUGGGUAUUUUGCAACUUUGCUCUGGGGGCCGUCGUGCUCAGCGCAGCUGGCUUGGACCGCUUCGACGAGAACGAAAAGACCAAUGAAGGCUCGAACCAACGAUCCCAGAUCUACAUGGCUGUCGUCCUCUGGAGUGUUGCCGGAUUGUCUAUCUUCAAGUUUAUCGGAGCAAUGUGGUAUUUGGUUGUACGAAUGUUCCGCGGUGCUUAAUGAUGGUCAAUGUUUCCCUAUGCGAAUGAUGUUUUUUUGGGGUACC